This is a messenger RNA of Puccinia graminis f. sp. tritici CRL 75-36-700-3, 1077 nucleotides long. RefSeq lists its product as uncharacterized. Bases 70 to 1077 code for a protein of 335 amino acids. The transcript has 4 exons. Lineage: Eukaryota; Fungi; Basidiomycota; Pucciniomycetes; Pucciniales; Pucciniaceae. The record is from RefSeq and is a predicted model, not a curated record.
ACGGAAAGAAGAGAGGAUUGCUUCUCAGCUGCAUCUGAAAGGAGUUUAUCUGGGGGAAGUGGACAGUCCAUGUCUUUCAAAUCUGGUUCAUCAGGGGAGAUUGAGCUUUUAGGCGUCGAGAAAGCAAGAAAGGCUCGAGGUAUGGAGCUGUCCAAUAGAUUACAAGAAUUUCUGGAACAAGAGCAUCAGGAUCUGGAUACAGAUGAUUCCCUUUGCGAGAUUCAAAAAAUUGUCUCCAAAGAUAAUUUUUUCAAAGAAGUUCUUGACGAGCAGAAGGUAGAAUCUAUAACUCAGGAAGCUCUCAGCUGGCUAAAUGCAAGGCCCUAUGAAGAGGCUUACAAAAUCUUUGAACAAGUCUUCCUUCCUUCUCCAAACAUCGGAGUUGGAAGAUUGCUUGAAGCGAAGGAUGAUGUUUACUUUGUUAAGCUGGGGCCUCACACUGCUGAAUGGAUUAAGCCAAGGGAGAUAGGAACGAAGAUACUACUGUCUGUACAAUCAUCGCAAAAUCUCAUUUUUCAGGCUCACUCAGAUCGGGGUCUUUGGGAAUGUGAUAGAGAGCUAAAGGAAUUGAUAGAACAUAUACGAAGAGCUCCUAUCGGCAAGACUCUCAGAAGCAACGCGGAUUUUUCGAUGGGCACCACCAGCUUUAAUUCAGAGACCACCACAUUGACUAAGCUUCCAUUACCAAGGGCUCUUCAUGAUGUCUUUGAAAGCAGUAUCCCUAAAAAUAUGAAGAUAAGCUUUGAAGACACCCCUUCCAAUGCCAAUUGGAAGCUAAAUGAUAGCUACUUGCAGAUAUUCCUAGAAAACUAUCUCUCCGAGGAGACUAUACCCGUAGGCUUAGGACUUGGGUUAUAUCAGUCGAAUAACCUCUUUUUGGUCAAAAUCAAUUCUUCUAGGGCGGAAUGGGUCCGGCCUCGAUCAAUCGACCAAAAAUUAAAGCUGUUGAAUGAUCUGUUGGAGAUGUGGAGACCUAUCAUUUGCGCACCUUGGAUCACAUUAGAAGAAUCGGCCUCUUAUUUCAACAGGUUGACAUUUUUAUUGAAAGAGGAAAGAUUGCCUUUGGGUAGUGGCUGA